AAAAAAGAAGGAAGCAUAAGGUCAAUCUCUGCCCUUUUAUCUGAAAAAGUCCAAAUAACGUUCUUUGUCUCCUUUGUUUUUGGAUCUUGCUUAUAAAUUGGACAGCUUCUGUUUCGUUGUUUCUUACAUACUCUCCAUUUGCUGACAACAAAGCUAGGAACUCUCCCCCCAAAAAAUAAACUCUCUCUCCCCAAACAAUAAACUUUGUAAGACUUGUAUACUUGCAAAUAAUUUGCAGUGACUGAUGGGUGAGAUCGCAGGGAGUAAUGGCAAACAAGUUGUGUUGGAUGUUAAGGAUGACAAUAACCCUCCACCUUGUCCCUCUAAACACAAGGAAGAUUCAGCCUUGAGCAUUUCUGUGCCUUUCAUGCAAAAGAUGAUAGCAGAGGUGGCAGGCACAUACUUUUUGAUAUUUGCCGGUUGUACUGCAGUGGCGGUGAAUUUGAACUUUGAUAAGGUUGUGACACAUCCUGGAAUAUCAAUAGUUUGGGGAUUGGCUGUGAUGGUUUUGGUUUACUCUGUUGGUCACAUCUCCGGUGCCCAUUUCAACCCCGCUGUCACUCUUGCCUUCGCAACCUGCAAGAGAUUUCCCUGGAAACAGGUGCCUGCCUAUAUUGUAUGCCAAGUGAUUGGAUCAACGCUAGCAGCUGGAACUAUUCGAUUGAUAUUUACUGGAAAACAAGAUCAUUUUGUAGGAACAAUGCCUGCAGGAUCAAAUAUGCAAUCCUUUGUAGUUGAAUUCAUAAUCACAUUCUAUCUCAUGUUUGUCAUUUCCGGUGUCGCUACAGAUAACAGAGCUAUUGGUGAACUUGCUGGACUUGCUGUUGGUGCUACGGUUCUUCUCAAUGUGAUUUUUGCAGGGCCAAUUUCAGGAGCAUCUAUGAAUCCUGCAAGAAGCUUGGGACCUGCAAUUGUUUCAUGUAAAUUCAAGGGGCUGUGGAUUUAUUUAGUAUCUCCAACGCUUGGAGCUCAAGCAGGUGCAUGGGUAUAUAACAUGAUUAGAUACACAGAUAAGCCUUUGAGAGAGAUCACAAAGAGUGCUUCAUUUAUCAAGAGCACAGGACGCGCUUGAUGCCUUCUCUAUCUGUCUUAUCUCCUUUCUUUUUCAUGUAGCUAGUAAAAAAAAAUGAAGAAGGCAAGUAAUGCCAGUGUUAGAAGGAUUUUCUGUAAUGUUUUCUUAGUUUAAUGGGAAAAAUAUAGAUUUUGUUUCUUUGUAAAUUGUCUGAGCUUAAUGGAAUUAAAAGAUAGAACCAAAUGAGUUAA
Jatropha curcas is the source of this 1263-nucleotide messenger RNA. RefSeq names its product NOD26-like intrinsic protein 1;2 (gene NIP1;2). Lineage: Eukaryota; Viridiplantae; Streptophyta; Magnoliopsida; Malpighiales; Euphorbiaceae. Gene Ontology annotation, biological process: transmembrane transport. Gene Ontology annotation, molecular function: channel activity. The record is from RefSeq and is a predicted model, not a curated record. Gene Ontology annotation, cellular component: membrane.